Anthonomus grandis grandis is the source of this 1610-nucleotide messenger RNA. RefSeq names its product RUS family member 1. The record is from RefSeq and is a predicted model, not a curated record. Bases 140 to 1552 code for a protein of 470 amino acids. The transcript is spliced from 8 exons. Lineage: Eukaryota; Metazoa; Arthropoda; Insecta; Coleoptera; Curculionidae.
CCGUCAGCUGAUUAUUGUCAAAUAUUUUUAAAAUCUAUUUUGCCGCUAUCUACCUUAGAUUAAAUUGUUCUAUUAAAAACUGUUUUUCUACAAUUUUCAAUGAAAUGUGACACAUAAUAUUAUCAUUGACUGACAAAAAAUGCCCGAUACUGAUAUUGUUGCAACUGAACGGUGCGGUUCUACCGGGGAAAUUGUGUCAUAUGUAAGAAGGCGAAACAAUGUCAUCCAAGUAAAGCCCCCUAAAAGGUUCCUGCAUAACUUUAAAGGGAUCACCCAGUUUUUCAAAGAAAUAAUUCUACCCUAUGGCUAUCCGGAGUCUGUAAGUGAUGACUACUUGGAGUAUCAAAUAUGGGAUACUUUUCAAGCGUUUUGCAGUACUAUAAUUGGGGCAUUUAAAACCAGGGCCGUUUUAAAGGGGGUUGGAGUGGGUGACAGCACCGCCAAUGCUGCAUCUGCUGCCAUAACAUGGAUUUUAAAAGAUGGAAUUGGAAUGUUUGGCAGGAUAUUAUUUACUUGGUGGAAAGGAAGUGGUCUUGAUUGUGAUUGUAAAAAAUGGCGCUUCUUUGCAGACAUCCUAAACGAUUUGGCAAUGUUUGUUGAACUCUGCCUACCAUUUUACACAUCUGUGUCAAUGCAAGUCUUGUGUAUAACUUCUACUAUGUAUGCUAUUGUUGGGGUAACUGGAGGAGCCACUAGGGCUUCCAUUACUCAUCACCAAGCGAUAAAGGACAACAUGGCUGAAAUAUCUGCAAAAGAUGGCAGUCAGGAGACUAUUGUCAAUUUAAUUGGCAGUUUUGGAAGUAUAUUCUUGCUAAAUUAUUUCACUUCAUCAAAGGCAGAAUGGAUUCUUAUUCUAUUAUUGAUGAUACUCCAUUUGUACACUAAUUUUUUGGCAGUAAAAUCACUGGUUUUUAAGACUUUUAACAAGGAAAGACUUGCUUUGGUUUUAAAAGCUUAUUUUACUAUUGGAACAGUCAUGAAUCCUUUCAAAAUAAAUGUCAAAGAGUCUGCCUUAGUUGGAUGUGGUUUUAAAGUAAAAAGAAUGUGUGGAUUUGAUAUAGUACUGGGCGAUUCCUUAAAAAAUGCCCUAACUAUAUACAGUGCGACGGAUCUAAAACAGCUCCAAACAGUUUAUGGAGACAAAAAGUAUUUUCUGUUUGUUAAUGGGAAGAAAAGGAGGAUUUAUGUAUGUUUGGAAAAAGGCGAAACUACUGAAGAUGUAAUUGCGGCUUAUUUUCAUGCUGUUUGUCUGGGACUGGCCACUAGUAUUUAUAAUAACAUUCCAUUGGAAAUCUAUUCCAAAAGACAACUUCACCAUCCUACCCCAAUCACGAGGCUUUAUACUUACAUGAAAUCCUUUGAAAAAUUCAACAAUUUUAAGAAUAUUACUCCAAAUCUUCUCAUAGAUUUUAAUGAGUUUGUUAGACAGGAACAUUCCAUGUUCUUUACAGCUCUAAGGAUUAACGGGUGGAGAUUAGAUUCACACUGUCUUCAAACAAGUGAGUACAGGAUAGACUGGAAACAUGAAUCGACAAGUAAAAAGGCCCUGUAACAUUUUGGUUUUAUUUUUCAUAUGCAGUUUUGUAUAAAUUAAACAGGUUUUAUUACAA